CAGUGACGUUUGAACAGCAGUAGGGAGCAGAGGCUUCUUCAGAACGCAACGCUUUUUCAUGAUUGCGAAAUAAACUUAUAUAGCGUGGUUGGUGCACAAUAAGGCUUAACGCGCCCUAUUUUCACGCAUUGAAGUUCAACAACUUACAUCUCAGUGCAAUUUAUCCGAAUUUAAAAAACAACCAUGAACUUGGUUCCAACGACGAUGGACGGAAAAAAAUGCCCCGAGAUUUCCAAUACCCCAACACCCAAAUCGCUUAACAACAGCGAUGACGUUAUUGAACACAUCAAAAGUUGGAUUCAGUUAGACGACAAAUCGAAAAUGCACGAAGAUGCCGUUAAACACAUCGAGUCGUUUGUGGAUCGACAAAUUUCUUGUUUGGAGUCGACUGUAAUCGAGAGACAAUACGUUAAAGUCGUAUUAGAAAUGUGGCUGAGAAAGAGUUUACGAAAGGCUGUUGAUUACCUAAAUGAUGAAAAAAUCGAUAUCGGCGUCGAAAUGCCCACUUUAUUGAAAGAAUUAAAUUCCAUCAAUUCAUUUGAAGAUAUUGGCCUCAAACUAAAUGAAGCGACGUGUCAACUGACAAAUCUGUGUGACGCAGGAUGUCAAUAUUUAGAACUGAUACUCGAUCAGGUGGAUCUUUUCAAAAACACUUCCCGUUUUUCGGUUCUUGUUGCCAGUUAUUUCAAGCAAUUUAAAGCGUCUUGCAUUGACAAAGUCUUUUCCAGGUGUCUGGAUGACGUUGGUAAAGAUCAAACUAAUGGCAAGAGAAAUCGGGAACUUAUUGUCGCACUUAAUGCGCUCUUACAAGUCGCCAGUGAAGACGUAGGAAUUCAAAAUGUUUUGGAGAAAAAUUUUACGGGAAAGGACGUCAAAGACUUUGAUGACGCAAACGGGAAAGACUUGAUCAACCAACUGGUGGAGAUUUUUGCAAGCUGCAGAGAUUUUACUAAAAACGAAUCAUCAGAAUGGUUAAAUUAUCUAAAAUCAGAAAAAGAAUGGGCACCGAAGUUGCAAGUUUUGGUCAAAGAGACGUGCAAGCCAUUCCUGUUUCCCAAGACGACGAUUGAAAUCACGGACGAAUAUGGAAGAAAAAUCAUUUUCAUCAAAGGCGUCUCUGUGUUUGUCAGUAAAAUGAUUGAAGAAAUGAAACGACUGAAAGAAAAUAAUCCGGAAGUGCAAGAAAUCCAGAUGGUCGGACUGUCAUCCGUUCACAUCGACUGCCACCUAGAGAACAAAACCUGGCACGGAACAAACGUGGGAAUCGUUGCUGAUAAGAUCUUUGUUGACUACGAAGUGUGCCGGAAGGGCCAUAAAAGUAUCGCUCAAGCGAAAGAAGAGACUACCGAGCCGAAGGCGGCUCAUAAUUUUGUGGACGAUUUCUGCGUCUGCUGGGAUAUUUCGGGCGAAAACGGAGAACCUGGUCGACCGGGUACUAGCGGUGGAAAAGUACACAUCAUUUGUAACGAAAUGUUCGGCGCUGAACAAUGGAAGAUUAUCUCUGAUGGAGGUGACGGAGGAGACGGAAAAAACGGCACUAAUGGUGAAGCUAAUGGUGAAGGAAAGCCAGACAGAAAGGCCAGUAAGUGGUCCAAAGAAUAUUUCAAUCAAGCGUUUCCUUCUAUGUCGAUCUUCGAAACGGGAGAACAGACAGAAGACAAAGUUCCAGAUGAUGCAAUUCAAACCGUUUUGACGACGCUAAACGAUUUGUUGCCAGUUGAAAAUCGAAAAUCUGGCAAAGAUAUCCAAUCAGACUACCGAGGUAAUUUUUUCAUCGACGGCACUGCGAAAGAUGGCAGUAAAAUCACCGUAUCCUACUAUCAGUCCAAGACAAAAAAACACACGCUUGUUUUCUGCCAAGGAAGUUCCAUCGGACAAGGUGGAUCUGGAGGCACCAUGAUCUUUGAAUGCAUGACUGGAAAAAACUCGUUCGCAUUCGAAUCCAGCGUUCCAGUCGUUGGUAAGGAAAAUCGUCAACCAAGGGCUGUGCGUAUGGGUGUCUACCAAGCAAUGGGUUCUAAUGGCGCCACGGGAACACCUGUAGGAGACGUUGGUUUCAUCCACAGGCUGGACACAUCUGAGGCAUCUGCAAACAAAAAUCAGACGGGUCAUUACAUCGGCUUCGAAAAUGAUGUCAGGCUUCGGAUGGAACACGACACUACGAAACCUACAAGGCAGCCAAACGAUCCUGAUAAUUAUUACGCCAAACUAAGGAAAGGAGAAUAUGCGUCGAUCGCUCACCAUGGCCUAUCUGCGUACGGCCAAGUCCAGUCACUGCAUUCAGUGGUAGUUAAUGCCACGAAAAAGAAGGGCAUCAUUCGCCAAAGUCUUGCCCACCACUUUUUCAAGUAG
Molecule: messenger RNA, 2352 nt
Organism: Daphnia magna
Lineage: Eukaryota; Metazoa; Arthropoda; Branchiopoda; Diplostraca; Daphniidae
Exons: 5
Coding region: 184-2352 (722 amino acids)
Biological process (GO): protein targeting
Molecular function (GO): ATP binding; ABC-type protein transporter activity
Source: RefSeq, a predicted model, not a curated record